AGUCAGUAUAAACCAUAGGCGAUUGAUUGAUUCUAUAAAAGAAACAAGAAACCAUAACGUGAAGCAACCUCCGCCGUCGAUCUCUUCUCUUUCUCUCCGAUUCUCUCUGCAUUGUAUUGUAGCAGAUGGCGAGUAUUCGUUGCGGAGGAGGAGGAGGAAGGGCGUUCACCGUUCGUAAUGAUCGGCGAACUGUAACCGCUCGAUCGCCGUCUGUGAUUCCGGUGACUAACCGACGGAAUCGGACGGAGAACGGGAGAGUUUCGAUGACGAUGAGGGCGGAUUAUGCACCGGUGAAGGCUGAAAGGAAACGCGGCGGAUCCGUCGUGUCGCGGGAGAAGCUGGACGAGUGGUUGAGGGAUUCGGUCGUCGAGAUCGUUAAGAAUCUGAGAGAUUCGUCGUUGAUGGUGAACUUAUACGCGGAAGGAAACGGAGGAUUGACGACGGCGGUUACGAAUCCGGCGGCGGAGGAUUGGGAGGAGAUGGAAGGGAGGUGGGGGAGAGGAGAAGAGAGGACGCCGGAGGGAGUUGUGUUGGUGGAGAAGCUGGAUGAUGAUGAAGUAGAUGAUUACGAUGGAGGAGGCGCGUGUGGGGAAGGUGGAACGAGCGCGUGGGGGAUAGUGGCGCAGGGGAGGGGAACGGAUAGUGGACCGGUUUGUUACUUGUUGAAAACGACCCGGGUUGGGUCGGGUGUGGGUGCGGUUUGCACACAUUUCUGUUUGGUGAAGGUGAAGAGUUUUAGGGAGACGGCUGUGUCGCAGUUGAAUAACUCGUGGCUGGUGCAGACUGGUCAAUGACGGAAGAUUUGGUUUAAUGGUGAUUGUGGUUUGUAAAUUAUUUAUUCUCUUUGGGUUUGAAAUUAUGAAACCCUUAAUGGAAUAUCAAAGAUUCAAAAUAUCAUCGUUAUAUAUACAUGAUAAUCUUCCAACAUUUUAGAAAUAUGGGUUAGUGAAUGUAAAUGUUUAAUCCUAUAAGAACAAUUGAUAUUUUGUUACAAGACAAUUUCUUUGGAAAAUAGACAU
Eruca vesicaria subsp. sativa (arugula) is the source of this 1019-nucleotide messenger RNA. The record is from the annotation of a GenBank genome assembly. Lineage: Eukaryota; Viridiplantae; Streptophyta; Magnoliopsida; Brassicales; Brassicaceae.